Penicillium canescens is the source of this 1515-nucleotide messenger RNA. Its product is annotated as MFS general substrate transporter. Lineage: Eukaryota; Fungi; Ascomycota; Eurotiomycetes; Eurotiales; Aspergillaceae. The record is from RefSeq and is a predicted model, not a curated record. Gene Ontology annotation, biological process: transmembrane transport; spermidine transport; spermine transport. The coding region runs from base 1 to 1515 and encodes 504 amino acids. The transcript is spliced from 4 exons. Gene Ontology annotation, molecular function: spermine transmembrane transporter activity; spermidine transmembrane transporter activity.
AUGGAUACACACCCGGAGCUCUCAUCUAGUGGCCCAGACCCCAACCACAAGUUGGACAUAACGGUUCAGGAGGAGCCACAAACCCCAUCAUCCAGCCCUACCCUCUGUUUUGGUGACCCCAGCUGGACUAUUCACUUUCAAGACAAGAAAGACGACUCCCAGCCUACCGACUAUAGCGCUCGCCAGUGGGGCACUGCUACAAAAAUCCUAAUCUCCAUCGUUGCAAUUGCCUCGUUCUUUGUGGUCACCCUGACAAAUUCGAUCUACAUUGCUGCCAUUCCGGGCGUUAGAGCGGAGUUCCAGAUUGGAUCUACCUUGGCUAUAUCGCCCGUUACCCUAUACGCUAUGGGGUUUACGAUUGGUCCUCUCCUCUCGUCGGCUUUGUCAGAGGAGUUUGGGAGACAGUGGGCUAUUAAAUGCUCUCUGCUCCUUCACCUGGUCUUCACUAUCCUCGGUGCCACAGCGCGAAACUUUCGGACCCUUGCCGUUGCCCGUGCCUUAUCAGGCAUUUUGGGCUCUCCAUUGGUGACCAUAUUUGUGGGAGUCCUGAACGAUAUAUGGAAGAUGCCUGAAGAUCGGCUGGCAGUCCCUGUAUUCCUGCUCUAUGGACUCGGAGGUAUCGCUGCUCCAACAGUCGGGCCUAUCAUUGGACAGCCCGUCGUGGAAGCCGGCGGAUGGCGGUGGUCCUUUUGGCUGAUAGCCAUACUGAUUAGUGUCUGCUUUCUCGCAGUCCUUCCUAUCGCAGAAACCUACGAACCGGAGGUGCGGAGGAAGGCGCUCAAUCUCCCUCGUCGUGACUGGCGCAAGCUCAUAGGUCCUGCCGUCCUACAACCUCUCGAUAUGCUCUGGAAGGAACGUAUCAUAUUCCCCACCACUUCUGUUACUAUUGCGGGCCAAGUCGUGCUUUUCGUUCUCUACGAAUCGUUCCCGAUCAUGCUGAACGAGGUCUAUGGAUUCUCCCCAUACCAGACGGGGCUGGCCUUCUUAGCCCAACUGGCCGCAGGCUUUGUGGCAUUCCCACUGUUAGCCUUUAUCGAGAGGAAAAGACAAGCCACCGUGGAAGACCCGGAAUUUAUUCUCGUCGGCGGCAAGUUAGCGGGUGCCGCGAUGUGGGGUUCUCUCUUCACUCUCGCAUGGUUGCCACGGCACAAUGUUCAUUGGGUCUGGGUAAUUCUGGCGUCUGCUGUUUUCGGGUUUGGUUUUGCGUUGUCACAGUUAGUCUAUGCCUGCUACAAAAACGAGGUGUAUAGUGCCGAGCUCGGGGCUUCCGUUCUCGCAAUCGACGUGUCUAUGAGAUACGGGGUGUCGUGUGUAUUUCCCCUGUUCACCAUGCAGUUUAUGGAGCGGAUCGGGUUUCACUGGAUGAUAUCUCUGUUUGGGGUUCUACAUCUAACCCUAUGGACUAUUCCGUGGGCCUUACAAAAGCACGGUGCUAACGCGCGCGAUAUAAGCCCCUAUCUGAAUCGCCACUCCCGACCGUACGAAGAUGCUGUGAAGAGCAUUCAGACGGCGUAA